UGUAUCUAAUUUUGAAUUCAAUUCUCAGCUGAGUAGAGGAAGAAGAUAAACUACUUCCCUCUCCCUACAAAACCAACUGCACCGAUUACGAAGUUUUGUGGAAACUAAAUAAACAUCAAAGUCCUAGAUCUCAAGAAAUGUGCAAAGAAUUGUGCCUCCAUGACCGGUUUGAACCAAAUAAGAAUGUAUCGCUACCAUUUCAUAUGCUCGAGUACCCUCUAGAAUUGUGCUUUGGUAGGAAUUGUAUGACUUCUUCAGAAGACGAAGAAAUCCUAGAGAGAUGCAAAAGGAAUUGCAAAGCAUCUUGCAGAAAUCUGAAGUACAUCUUUACAGUACACGAAACUUUUCUAGGAAAUUCUAAGAAAGAAAAUAUUGAUUACUAUUCUCAAAAAGACAAAAUUCAAGUAGACAUUUCGUUGGGAGAUCGUCAAGUUGUAGUACAGCGCCAUGAUCCUGAAUAUACUACUGGUUACCUCUUCAGUUAUAUUGGAGGUCUGAUGGGUUGCUGGCUGGGAGUCUCGAUGUGGGCUUUCGCUGGAAUAGCAGAAAAUGCUUUUCUAAGAGCGAUUCAAUGGAUGGAGCAUAUCAAACGAAAUUUUAAAGAAUCUUCUGUAGCACAACGUACUGUUUUUUCAACACGCAAGAACAAUGUACACAUUAUUAAAGUUUCCUGAUUUUUUUAUAUAGAUUUUUUUUUAUUAAUAAAAAAGUUUCGCACGAUUAGAUGGUAAAGUUUACCGUGUGUUUGUGCAGUAUUUCACAACAAUA
Argiope bruennichi is the source of this 768-nucleotide messenger RNA. RefSeq lists its product as uncharacterized. The record is from RefSeq and is a predicted model, not a curated record. Gene Ontology annotation, molecular function: sodium channel activity. Gene Ontology annotation, biological process: sodium ion transport. Bases 138 to 674 code for a protein of 178 amino acids. NCBI's taxonomy places the organism in Eukaryota, Metazoa, Arthropoda, Arachnida, Araneae, Araneidae. Gene Ontology annotation, cellular component: membrane. The transcript has 8 exons.